Spea bombifrons (plains spadefoot toad) is the source of this 2733-nucleotide messenger RNA. RefSeq names its product tripartite motif containing 29 (gene TRIM29). The transcript is spliced from 10 exons. The record is from RefSeq and is a predicted model, not a curated record. Gene Ontology annotation, molecular function: zinc ion binding. Lineage: Eukaryota; Metazoa; Chordata; Amphibia; Anura; Pelobatidae. The coding region runs from base 226 to 1833 and encodes 535 amino acids.
CCUAAAGCUUCCUGGGUGUGGAUCAGGUUGUGUAACCUUACCCUUAGCUGCAACAUCUCUUAAUCACAUCUGCUUUGAGGCUCACCUGCGAAAUCUGGUGUCUUCUUUUGAGCAGGUUUGAGUCAUAGAGAUAUAUAUUUGAGUGUGUUUUACCCUCUGCUCUAAUACUAUUUUAAGAGGUGUCCAAGGACAGAGUAACACCAGUUAGCAGGAAACACAAAGAUCAUGGAAGAACAAGGCAUUAAAACAGCAAAUGGAUCCCAUUCUGAGGACGCAAAAGAUAGCAGCUUAGAAUCUCCAAAUGUGAGUAUCAAUGAUGAUAAUCAAGACAUUCUCAAUGGAUCCGGCUUGGAGAAAAGUGGUGUAAAAACAACCAUUUUAAAAACCACCAUUGGAUCAGGGGGCAUAAAGACCGGCAGAACAAAUCUUUUUAGUGCAUCUGAUGUCAGGUUAGCCAGCAGUCCUGUGGCUGGAAAUGACAUUUCAGAAACAAGAAGAUCAGUUCGUGUCAGCGUAGGCUCUAACUAUGACCAAGAUGAAGUCCUUUGUGAUUCCUGUAUUGAUGACAAAAAGAAAGCAGUGAAAUCCUGUCUUGUGUGCCAAACAUCUUUUUGUGAAAUCCACCUCAAACCCCAUCUUGAGGGAGCUGCGUUUCGGGACCACAAGCUACUGGAGCCCAUUAGAGACUUUGAAGCAAGAAAAUGCCAGUUGCACAGCAAAACAAUGGAGCUCUUCUGCCAAACUGACCAAACAUGCAUCUGCUACCUGUGCAUGUUCCAAGAACAUAAGAAUCAUAAUACAGUCACAGUAGAAGCUGAGAAGUAUGUGAAGGAGACAGAGCUCUCUGAAAUACAAGAGCAGCUUCACAUACAGCUCCUUGAGGUGGAUGAUGAAGUGGAGAGAUGGCAUAAGGAGAAGGAUCGCAUCCGGAAUUUCAUAACUAACCAAAAGUCAGCUGUGGACCACAGCUUCAAGGACCUAAUUCGAGAGAUUCAAAGACAGCAGGAUGAAGUGAAAGCACACCUUGAACAAAAAGAACGGGCUGCUGUAGACCUUAUCGAACAGAUAGUUAGUGACCUGCAAGUGAAACGUGACCAACUACAAGAAAAACAGCAUGAUGGAGAUAAACUUCUUCACACAACAGAUGCAGUGCUCUUCCUUCAGGAGUUUCAAAUAGUGAUACGAAAUGCUCCCCCAAUCCCUCCUCUGCCUACCUACAAUGUGACACUGGAAGGUGAAAAGCUGACACAGUCUAUGGGUGGCUUAAGAGAGGAAAUGUUAUCAGUUUGCAGGAAGAAUGUGGAAAAAUACUGCAAGGCAGAUGCAAGCCGUUAUCUUGUUGAAAAGAAUGUUGAGAACCGAUAUGCAAUGAAAGAUCUAACAUCAGAAUGGACCCAACCAAAUGACUCAUUUGGACGUUUUAGCUCACUCUUUAAUAUGAAAGGUGGCCGUCAGUCUUUCCAAGCACCCUCUCCUGGACGUUUAACUGAAAAUGUUUCAAGCUUGAACAGCAUCUAUGGAACCAAAGGGAAUUUCAGAAUGUGGGACCCUGCUCCCCUUCAGACUCAAGAAGACACCCCCAGCUUCUCAACCUUUUCUCAGAAAGGGACCGGGCCGGUAACUUCAUACCAGUUCUCCUCUACUGUGCAAUCCAAUGAGAGCAGCACCCAACAAGAUAGCAGCCCUUAUAAUCUGAACGUGUAUCCAAUGAUGUCAAGGCAUCAAACUAAGCCCCUGCCCCAAACAUGGAAAUCCUCCAAGCAAAGCUUAUUGACUCAACAACGCCCCUUUUAUGUCAACAAGGGAAAUGCGGCAAACACUGAAUCUCCGUGAAUCUCUGGAAGCUGCCUGAAAAAAACCUGAAUAUAAUGUUCACAUAUUAAUUUGUAAAACUACUGAGCUGGAGGAAAUAGUGAAGAGGUUUAUGGGUUGUUUUUUUUUUUUGAAGUAACAAUUUCCCUGCAGCAUGGAUUUUAAUGUCUGUAUUUGGCUGGGACUGCUAAACAGUUUUUGUUUUUGCUAACCCAUGGCAGUAACCACUCGUUUGCAUUUCUGAGUGAAGUAAAAAAAACAAACAUUUGAAAUAGGAUUAUUGGAAUGAUCAGAAUGAUUAACCAUGACUUCUACGUUACAAUAAUCCUAUUUCUAUGUAUACAUUGUAGUAGUUUAAUUUUUGUGUUUGUCUAUAAUUACAAUAGUAUAUUUUAACUGAAAAACAAGUGUUUGGUGGUUUACAUGUUGUGUAGCCCAGGCAAAUAUGCACAUGAUCAUUAUUCUAGAUGUGUCAAAUAAUGCUUAAACAUUUUUAUAGCCUUUGCUACUACUAAGAAUUUAGUUUUCCCAAAAUUGUCUAGCCAUAUUAGGAUGUUAGAAUAUAAUUUCACACAAUUAAAAAAUGGCUAUAGUGGCUAUAUCAGGCUUUCUUCAGAUUAUUAGUUCUAAACAGCAUGGCAACACUGAGGUUAUGGAAUAAUAUUUUUUUCACAGCUUCAAUCCAACAUAAUGUUCACAGUUUAAAAGAUGUUCUGUCCGAUUUCCUCCCUCUAGAUUGCCUUGGUGAAAUUAUAAAAUCAAUUUUGCUAAUGCAGGAUUUAUUUGUCUCAUGCAUCCUUUGGUGACCUAACCUUCGUUAUUUUCUCUCACUGCAUGUUCUGGAAUGGAAAUUAGUAUUAUCUGUUUCCUGUGGCUAAUACACUGCUUCAAAAUAAUGCGACUAUAUCUGUCUGAGGGAAA